Molecule: messenger RNA, 821 nt
Organism: Hyla sarda
Lineage: Eukaryota; Metazoa; Chordata; Amphibia; Anura; Hylidae
Product: lectin-like
Exons: 5
Coding region: 1-624 (207 amino acids)
Molecular function (GO): signaling receptor activity
Source: RefSeq, a predicted model, not a curated record
AUGUCCCCCAACGUGUCUCUCUCGUUGUUUCUCUCUUUGCUGUUUCUUCAGGGAUCACAAGGGCUGAUAUUCGGGAGACGCGAUGACUCAAGUUCUUCUGAGAUCCGCCUUCCGUUCCUGAACAUUGGGGUCGGCUCCCAUGAAAACCAUGGGCACAACCAACAACAGAACCACUUGUCUGGACCUGACGGCCUGAACCCAAAGUAUUUCUGCCAAGGUCCCUGUAAAGACGGAUGGGUCUCCUAUCAUGGGUAUUGUCACUUGUACGUGGCCUGGGAACUCAGCUGGAAUGAUGCCGAGAAACACUGUCAGACCCUCUUCGGCCGGGCCCACCUCACCAGCAUCAUGAGCGAGGAGCACAACCAAUUCCUCACCGCUCUGGCCCGUUCCAAAGGAUUUCUGGGUAACCAGCUCUGGACCGGGGCCAACUCACAAAAGGGAUCCAACGCUUGGGCCGAUGGAUCAUCAUUCAACUUUCUCAAGUUACCAAAAUUCAAUUUGUUGGGACUUUUUGGACGUAACAAGUGCUUGAGCCUGAGCAUCGGAGGUGGAAACUUCUGGGAUCAACUCAACUGCGUUCAGAGGCUUCACUUCAUCUGUAUGUACAAACCGAGCCAACUGUGAGGGGGAGUAUGCCGCCAUAGACGGACACCAACCAUGACACCGGCAGCGCAAAUGUGACACCGACCAAGACACCGACCCAACCAAUCAGUCAGCAGCUUAUAGGGCCAUUUCAGCACAUUGUACCUGCCCAUGAGGAUGAAGAGGAGAAUUUUUUUUCCCCUUUUUUAAAAGAAACAAAAUUCUCCAAAUAUUAAAAA